Molecule: messenger RNA, 780 nt
Organism: Lacerta agilis (Sand lizard)
Lineage: Eukaryota; Metazoa; Chordata; Lepidosauria; Squamata; Lacertidae
Gene: NUDCD2
Product: NudC domain containing 2
Exons: 4
Coding region: 60-533 (157 amino acids)
Biological process (GO): protein folding
Cellular component (GO): cytoplasm
Source: RefSeq, a predicted model, not a curated record
CCCUUACCCCGAAGCUGGGGUCGUGGGGGGGGGGAUGAGGCGAGGCGCCCGGUGAGUGGAUGUCGGCGCCGUUCGAAGAGCGCAGCGGGCUGGUGCCGUGCGCCACCCCCUGGGGCCGCUGGUACCAGACCAUGGAAGAGGUGUUCAUCGAGGUGGACGUGCCGCAGGGGACCCGCGCGAGGAGCGUCGAGUGCAGCCUCAAGAGCCGCCACCUGUCUCUCUCCGUGGCCGGCGAGGAAGUGCUCAAGGGUAAACUCUUUGAUUCUACAAUAGCGGAUGAAGCAACAUGGACACUAGAGGACCAGAAGCUGAUACGAAUCGUCUUGACGAAAACCAACCGUGAUGCUGGAAAUUGUUGGAGUUCUUUGCUUGAGAACGAGUAUGCUGCUGAUCCUUGGGUCCAGGACCAGAUGCAAAGGAAGCUGACGCUAGAAAGGUUCCAAAGAGAGAACCCUGGAUUUGACUUCAGUGGAGCAGAAAUUUCUGGAAACUACAGCAAAGGAGGGCCAGAUUUCUCUAGUCUUGGAAGAUAGCUGUCUGUUCCCCCCCCCAAAUGUAUUCCCUUGAACUCAAGCAAAAAUGUUGUGAAAUAUAAAUUGGCCAAAGAACUCACCUGUGAGAACUAGGCUUAAAAAUAGUUCACUGCUUUUUCUCGAUCGCUUUUAGAUCACUGAACGACAAUAGGCUUUUAUUUAAAUUGUGCUAACAUGGUAAUGCUAUGGCAUAUACAUAAUUCACAGGUCAGUACUAUAUGUAUAUCAACAAUAAAAAACCUAUAAU